Molecule: messenger RNA, 1100 nt
Organism: Sphaeramia orbicularis (orbiculate cardinalfish)
Lineage: Eukaryota; Metazoa; Chordata; Actinopteri; Kurtiformes; Apogonidae
Product: probable G-protein coupled receptor 139
Exons: 2
Coding region: 1-1098 (365 amino acids)
Biological process (GO): G protein-coupled receptor signaling pathway
Cellular component (GO): plasma membrane
Molecular function (GO): G protein-coupled receptor activity
Source: RefSeq, a predicted model, not a curated record
AUGGAAGACGCCAGCGCCACCAUCUUUGUCACCGUUCAGAAGAUCUAUUACCCGCUGCUGUGCAUCAUGGGUAUUCCAGCCAAUCUCUUCACCUUCUACAUGAUCUGCUUCCGUAAAUGUGGGAUGUCCGACACAGCCAUCGUUUACCUGAGCUGCCUGGCUGUCGUGGACACCUUCUACCUGGUCUGGGUGAUCCUUAUUGAUUUGACGCUCACCUUCUGGCUGUUGCAGCCCUUCUGGCACUCCCACCCAUGGUGUGGCAUCCUGGGCUUCUUUCAGUACGGCUCCCUCUACAGCUCCUCCUGGAUUGUGGUGGUGUUCACCAUCGAGCGCUACCUGGUCCUCCGCAGCACAGCAGCUAAGCGCCACUUCUCCCAGGCCUGGGUGACUAGACUGACCUGUGCAGGCAUCGUCCUGGUGUCCCACCUGGUCUCUGUGCCACUGGCCUGGAUAAAUUUUGUUUCACCGGUCAACUUUACCGCGAAAGGGGAGAAUUACACACUGCCCAGGUGCCACUACCGUGAUAAGACCUACUCCACUAUUAUAGUGUGGAUAACGACCUUCCUCUCUGGUGGAAUCCCCAUUGUGCUGGUCAUCAUUUUCAACUACCUAAUCGGGUAUCAUCUGUGCAGGGCCACUAAACUCUUUACAAAGGAGGAGCGGCGGGUCAUACAUGGAAGGGGCACCAAGGGCAUGCUGAGGAGGACCAUCCUGCUGUUGGGGACCGUCUCUGUGGCCUUUGUUGUCCUCAGCCUGCCUCGCUUUGUCACAUACUGCAUUCUGAGGACUAAGUACAAUGACGAGAACUUCAACAGGAAUGACUACACCAUCCCUAUCAAUGUGGCCGGAGACUUGGCCAACAUGCUCCAGAACCUCAACUCCACCACCAACUUCCUGCUCUACUGCAUGGUGAGCCGGCGCUUUCGUCAGGAGGUGGUCCAGGUGGUCAUGUGUAAAGCAAAGGCGCGUGAGUUCGGCUCCGUUCUCACCCAAACCACCAUGAAAGUCUUCUCAGUGGCAGACCAGAGGACCAUCCAUUACAGACCAUCCAGCAACCCUGGGACUGUGGUGCUAACUGGUCUCAAGCCAAAAGACUAGAA